This is a messenger RNA of Mercenaria mercenaria, 1464 nucleotides long. RefSeq names its product mucin-4-like. The record is from RefSeq and is a predicted model, not a curated record. The transcript has a single exon. NCBI's taxonomy places the organism in Eukaryota, Metazoa, Mollusca, Bivalvia, Venerida, Veneridae. Bases 1 to 1464 code for a protein of 487 amino acids.
AUGCCGAUAUACAUACAAGGUCAUUCUACUGCCAUGCAGAUAUACAUACAAGGUCAUGCCACUGCCACGCAGAUAAACAUACCAGGUUAUCCUACUGCCACGUCGAUAUACAUACCAGAUAAUGCUACUGCCAUGCUGAUGUACAUACCAGGUCAUGCUACUGCCAUGCUGAUAUUCAUACCAGGUCAUGCUAGUGCCACGCCGAUAUACAUACAAGGCCAUGCUACUGACACGCCGAUAAACAUACAAGUUCAUGCUACUCCCAUGCCGAUAUACAUACAAAGUCAUUCUACUGCCAUGCCGAUAUACAUAAAAGGACAUGCUACUGCCUCGCCGAUAUACUUACCAGGUCAUGCUAAUGCCACGCCGAUAUACAUACCAGGUCAUGCUACUGCCACGCCGAUAUACAUACCAGGUCAUGCAACUGCCAUGCAGAUAUUCAUACCAGGUCAUACUACUGCCACGCCGAUAUACAUACCAGGUCAUGCUACUGCCACGCCGAUAUACAUACAAGGUCAUGCUACUGAUAAGGUUAUCAACAUACCAGGUCAUGCUACUGCCACGCCGAUAUACAUACCAUGUCAUGUUACUGCCACGCCGAUAUACAUACCAGGUAAUGCUACUGCCAUGCAGAUAUUCAUACCAGGUCAUGCUACUGCCAGGCCGAUAUACAUACCAGGUCAUGCUACUGAUAAGGCUAUCAACAUACAAGGUCAUGCUACUGCCACGCCGAUAUACAUACCAGGUCAUGCUACUGGCAAGCCGAUAUACGUACCAGGUCAUGUUACUGCCACGCCGAUAUACAUACCAGGUCCUGCUACUGCCACGCCGAUAUACAUACAAGGUCAUGCUACUGCCACGCCGAUAUACAUACCAGGUCCUGCUACUGCCACGCCGAUAUACAUACAAGGUCAUGCUACUGAUAAAGCUAUCAACAUACCAGGUCAUGCUACUGCCACGCUGAUGUACAUGCCAGGUCAUUCUACUUCCACGCCUAUCAACAUACCAGCUCAUUCUACUGCCACGCCGGUAUACAUAAAAGGUCCUGCUGCUGCCAGGCCGAUAUACAUAGAAGGUUGUGCUACUGCCACGCUGAUAUACAUACAAGGUCGUGCUACUGCCACACCGAUAUACAUAAAAGGUCAUUCUACUGCCACGCUGAUAUACAUACAAUGUCAUGCUACUGCAACGUCAAUAUACAUACCAGACCAUUGUACUGCCACGCCGAAAUGCUUACCAGAUCAUGCUACUGCCACGCUGAUAUACAUACAAGUUCAUUCUACUGCCACGCCUAUAUACAUAUCAGCUCAUGCUACUGCCACGCUGAUAUACAUACAAGUUCAUUCUACUGCCACGCCUAUCAACAUACCAGGUCUUUCUAGUGGCAAGCCGAUAUACAUACCAGGUCAUGCUACUGGCGUACGCCUAUCAACAUACCAUGUCAUUCUACUGCCACGCCGAUAA